AUGGGUAGCCCUAACCACACUAUGGGUGUAUUCCAAGGGAUAGUUUCUCAGCACGCCAAAAGAAUCUCCAAUUUUGGGUUCCUGUCUGGUGGAAGAUUAUUAAAUGAACCAAUGAGGAUAGCUGUAGAAGGGUGUAUGCACGGAGACUUGGAUAAUGUUUAUGCCACCUUAUUGCAUUUGCAAGAAGUUCAAAAUAUAAAGAUUGAUCUCCUUUUAUGCUGUGGUGACUUUCAGGCUGUUAGGAAUGAGAAGGAUCUGGAAAGCUUAAAUGUGCCAUCUAAUUUCUGGAGCAUGAACUCUUUCUGGAAGUAUUACUCAGGAGAGAAAGUAGCACCAUUUCCAACUAUAUUUAUUGGAGGAAACCACGAAGCAUCCAAUUACCUUUGGGAACUGUGAGUUGGUGCCAAUAUAUGAUAACUGCAGUCAAUAUUGCAUGAGAUUGUUACCAUGAUUCAUAUACAGUUCUGCACCUCAUCUCUUAAUCUGGAACUUCCAAAGAAUCUUUAUCAGUGUUUUCUCUUUUAUAUACCUUUCUUGCACUAGAUCUUG
This is a messenger RNA of Solanum pennellii, 549 nucleotides long. Its product is annotated as lariat debranching enzyme-like. The record is from RefSeq and is a predicted model, not a curated record. Gene Ontology annotation, molecular function: RNA lariat debranching enzyme activity. Bases 1 to 396 code for a protein of 131 amino acids. NCBI's taxonomy places the organism in Eukaryota, Viridiplantae, Streptophyta, Magnoliopsida, Solanales, Solanaceae. Gene Ontology annotation, biological process: mRNA splicing, via spliceosome. Gene Ontology annotation, cellular component: nucleus. The transcript has 3 exons.